AUGGAAGGUAAAAUCGACAACUUAAUUAAAGCUGUGAGUGAAAUCAAAUCCACGCAAAAUAAGUUGGUCUCAAUGAUGAAUUCACAAUCUGAAAAAAUGUCAAGCCUUACCUCCAAAGUGAAUGAUCUUACAUCGAAAUUAGACAUCCUAUCUUCCGAUAAUGAAUCAUUAAAACUUCGAGUAUCAACCAUCGAAGAUAACCUUAACAAAACGAAUAUCUCAAAUUUUUCCUCUUCCAAUAAUCUAAUAGCUGAAAUGCUUGAUAUCCAGAGUCGUCAAAAAAACAUUUUAUUAUUUAAUCUUUCGGAACCUACUUCAUUAUCUAAUGACUCGAAUGUAGAUGACCUUACUGCAAUAACUAAGAUUUUUGAAUUUCUUGGAUUACAAAUUAAACCAACUUCUAUAUCUCGAUUGGGUUCUCGUUCUUCAACUGCUUCCAAGCCAAGGCCAAUAAAAUUAACACUUUCUGAUCAAAAAGAAGUUUUCUCCAUAUUUGCUGCUCAGAAUAAACUGAAGACACAUCAAGCUUGGACUAAUCUUCGUUUCUCCUCGGACAGAACUAAAGCUCAACGUGACUUUAUGAUCCAUCUACGGAAUGAACUCCUUCGACGCAGAGAAAAUGGUGAACCAGAGUUAAUAAUUAAAUAUGUUAAGGGUACUCCUGCCAUUAUAAAUUCAAAAAACGUAUAA
Macrosiphum euphorbiae (potato aphid) is the source of this 690-nucleotide messenger RNA. The record is from the annotation of a GenBank genome assembly. NCBI's taxonomy places the organism in Eukaryota, Metazoa, Arthropoda, Insecta, Hemiptera, Aphididae.